Lathyrus sativus (Indian pea) is the source of this 837-nucleotide messenger RNA. The record is from the annotation of a GenBank genome assembly. Lineage: Eukaryota; Viridiplantae; Streptophyta; Magnoliopsida; Fabales; Fabaceae.
AUGGCAACAACAACUCACCCAUCCAUGAAAAAAUCAUGGUCAAGAGGCUCCGACUCAACUCAGUUCGAAUCACCUGCACGUUUCUGCUCUCCCUUACGAUGGGACGCAGCAGACUCACCGGAAUACCGAUCACCUGUAAACUCACCCGGAAAGAUGGUAGAAAACUCAAUGGCAGUAGUUGCCGUCGACAUAAAACAGAUUUCGCAAGAGAAACUCCCUGACCAACGGAAGCUGCCACCGGACAAUACUUUUACAGUGUUCCCCCGACCAGAGAGAGAGGAGCCUCAAAGGCAGGUGACGAAAGUGGAGACUGCAGAAAAAGGUGGUGAGCGGAGACCGAGAUCGGCUCCUGUAAGUUUUACGGCGGAGGAGGUUACGAGAAAGGCGGGGUUAGGGUUCCGGCUAUGCGAGGUGGUGGUGUGUCUAAUUUCGUUUUCGGUUAUGGCUGCAAAUAAGACGCAAGGUUGGAGUGGGGACUCUUAUGAUCGUUAUAAAGAAUACAGGUAUUGUUUAUCAAUGAAUGUUAUCGGAUUUGCAUACUCAGGCUUACAAGCUUGUGAUCUAGCCUUUCAACUAGUCACAGGAAAACACAUGAUCAGUCAUCACCUUCGCUAUCACUUUCAGUUCUUCAUGGAUCAGGUUGUGGCAUACCUUCUGAUAUCAGCAUCAUCCUCUGCAGCCACUAGGGUGGAUGAUUGGCAAUCAAAUUGGGGGAAAGAUGAGUUCACUGAGAUGGCUACUGUUUCAGUUGGAAUGUCAUUUCUAGCUUUUGUUGCAUUUGCUAUGAGCUCACUCAUCUCUGGUUACAUCCUUUGUAACGGCCGUAACUCCAUGUAA